AUGGCGGCGUCCGCGUCCGUCCGCGGGCUGGGGCGGCGGGUGCUGGCUUGCAGCUGGGAGCUGCCUUGCGCCUGGCGCGCCCUGCACACCUCCGCAGUUUGCGCCAAGAACCGGGCGGUGCGAGUCCGUGUGGCCAAGGGGGACAAGCCGGUGAGCUACGAGGAGGCGCACGCCCCGCACCACAUUGCGCACCGAAAGGGCUGGCUGUCGCUGCACACAGGUAACCUGGAUGGAGAAGAUCAUGCUGCAGAGAGAACACUGGAAGAUGUUUUCCUUCGAAAAUUCAUGCUGGGCACCUUUCCAGGCUGCUUGGCUGACCAGAUCGUUCUGAAGCGCCGGGCCAACCAAGUGGACAUCUGUGCCCUUGUCUUGAGGCAGCUGCCAGCACACAAAUUCUACUUUCUUGUGGGCUACAGUGAGACUCUGUUGUCACACUUUUACAAGUGUCCUGUACGACUCCACCUUCAGACUGUGCCCGCCAAGGUUGUGUACAAGUACAUAUAA
Arvicola amphibius (Eurasian water vole) is the source of this 504-nucleotide messenger RNA. Its product is annotated as 28S ribosomal protein S24, mitochondrial. Bases 1 to 504 code for a protein of 167 amino acids. Gene Ontology annotation, cellular component: mitochondrion. Gene Ontology annotation, biological process: translation. The record is from RefSeq and is a predicted model, not a curated record. Lineage: Eukaryota; Metazoa; Chordata; Mammalia; Rodentia; Cricetidae. The transcript has a single exon.